UUUCUCACUGUGUGUUUAUUUCAUGAACUUAGGCGAUAAAAGCAAUAACGAGAUUCUCUUCUUAAACUUUAACCAAGACUUUAGUUGUAUAUCGAUUGGUACUCAAAGAGGUUAUCGCAUUUACAACUGUGAUCCUUUUGGCAAAUGUUACUCUCAAGCUGCGGGAGGAACAGGUAUUGUUGAGAUGUUGUUUUGUACAUCACUUGUUGCUUUAGUGGGUGCUGGAGAACAUCCUGCAUUCUCUCCUCGACAACUUCAAAUUAUCAACACCAAGAGACAAACAACUAUAUGUGAACUAUCUUUUCCUACAUCUAUUCUUGCUGUAAAAAUGAACAGAAGAAGACUGAUUGUAGUCCUAGAAGAGUUGAUAUUUUUAUACGAUAUCAGCAAUAUGAAAUUAUUGCAUACGAUUGAAACAAACCCAAAUCCCAAUGCUAUCUGUGCCUUAUCUCCCUCAAGCGAGAAUUGCUUUAUUGCUUAUCCUGCCCGGUCUUCUUCUUUACCUUUUUCUCCUCAUCAUGGUUCAUCCAAUUAUUUGUCGGGUGAUGUCGAGUUAUUUGAUGCUCUUGGUCCUCAAACGACCAAUAUUGUACAGGCACAUAAAUCACCUAUCAGUUGUAUUUCAAUGAAUUCAGAGGGUACUUUAUUAGCCACAGCCAGUGAAAAGGGAACGGUCAUUCGCAUCUUCUCUACAUUAGAUGCUACCAAAGUAUAUCAGUUCAGACGUGGAACUUAUGCUGCUAAAAUCUAUAGCAUGUCAUUUAACCUUGUCAGUUCUCUUUUGUGUGUCUCGAGUGAUACAGAUACAGUUCAUAUCUUUAAAUUAGCAUCCAAUGGUAGUCCUGGAUUAACUCAUGGCAAUGGCUAUGGUAAUGGUGCAUUUUAUGCCAAUGAUAAUCAACAACAAAACCAACAACAAAACCAACAACAAGCUCAACAAGAUAAAGAACCAAGAGGAAGAAGCUCCAGUGUUGGUCAAAUAUUGCGUCGAUCUUCUAUGCAUUUAGGUCGUAAUUUGGCUGGCAGCAUGGGUUCUUAUUUGCCAGAUAUGUUGACUGAAAUGUGGGAACCUACUCGAGAUUUUGCUUCUUUGAAAUUACCAAGUGCUGGUGUACGAAGCUUAGUUGCUCUUAGCAGUACUACACCUCAAGUCAUGGUAGUUACUUCUGAAGGUUACUUUUAUCAAUACAAUAUUGAUUUAGAGAGUGGAGGCGAAUGUGUACUUCUCAAACAAUAUAGCUUAUUAGAACCCGCAGAUGAUAAUGCUAGUACUGAUCUAUAAUAUUCCCCCCCCUCUAUUUUAUAUAAACGUCUUUUUUCUUUUUGACAGAACCCAAGUCUUCAAUAGCCUUUGUAUCUAAUG
Messenger RNA from Gilbertella persicaria, 1363 nucleotides. Its product is annotated as WD40-repeat-containing domain protein. The transcript has 8 exons. The coding region runs from base 23 to 1282 and encodes 419 amino acids. Gene Ontology annotation, biological process: nucleophagy; protein localization to phagophore assembly site; protein lipidation. Lineage: Eukaryota; Fungi; Mucoromycota; Mucoromycetes; Mucorales; Choanephoraceae. Gene Ontology annotation, molecular function: protein binding; phosphatidylinositol-3-phosphate binding; phosphatidylinositol-3,5-bisphosphate binding. The record is from RefSeq and is a predicted model, not a curated record. Gene Ontology annotation, cellular component: extrinsic component of membrane; phagophore assembly site membrane; fungal-type vacuole membrane.